AUGAGCGAAGGCAAUGAGGUCACACACCAAUUGGUUGUUCUUCGUCGAGUGGAAAAUGCCAAUAUUGACAUUGUUCUUGUUCACGAAUUGACGGAGAGUAGUGAUGUGGCUUGGAGAAGCGAAGACCCAAGCUCUUGCUGGCCUGCCCAAUUGCCUACAGGCGAUUUCAACAAUGCUCGCGUCAUUUCCUUUUCGUACUCGUACAACGGUCUGAAAAGCCUGAGCGACUUAAUCGACCCUGGAAAACUAAGAGAAUGUGCCGAGGCAUUGUUGCGUCACUAUCCUCUGAAUCCUGGGUUGGCGAUCUCCACAAUCCAGAAGAUCAAGAUUGAUAUAUACGGAUAUUUUGCGAUGGAGCCUAUGCCUAGCAACUAUUUGCGCAUUGCACCUGAAUGGCCAGCGCUUCCGGACUUCCGUGUCGUGGGAGCUGACCAAUGUCAUUUUGGAAUGACUAGGAUCAAAGCAGGGAGCAUAGGCUUCAUUAAUUACCGCACAACACUCAGUGAGCAAGUCGGGAAACUACUUCAAGAGACUACCAAUACAAUGGUGCCAUCAGAUACACCUGCACAAGAGGAGAUACCUGAAGAGCCUCAACAGCGGGAACCAUCUUCUGAAACAAAGUCUUUUUCAUCACGCGCUGGGGUCAGCCAGACCGUUCAGAGCCCUGAUCCCAAAGCAAAGCGUGCUUUGCUGAUUGGAAGUUCAUUUAAACACCCCUUCGAGCUACCUGGAACCCUGAAUGAUGUCAAGACCAUGGCCCGUACCCUUAAGAAGUAUGGAUUUGAUGUGGAGAACGAACGUUAUCGUGAGCUCGCCGAUAACACUGUCAAGGAUGAUGUUGUGGUAGUUUAUUACUCAGGCCAUGGUGGAAUCAUCCCUCAAAACCCAGAUGAUAACUCCGAACAACGGCUGGAGCAUCAGUUCCUAGUCCUAUACGACUUUGACCCCGAUCAGGAGACCUGGACUGGAGUCUUCGAAAGUGAAAUCUCUCAGAUUAUGAAGGAUAUAACACAAAAGACUAAAAAUAUCACAUUCAUUUUGGACUGUUGCUAUAAUGCCCCACCAGAAUAUGCCAGUGUCGAUGGAAGACGAGCAAAAUCUCUGAGGCUUUCAGAAGCCGACUAUAGCAAGAUAUCAUCCCAUGCUUCGAUGGAGCACAGUGUUGUGCGUAUUACGGCAGCUGCCAAGGACGGUAUUGCUUGGGGAACGAAUGACGGUCACCCGCCUGCUGGUGUCCUUACGUCUAACAUCGCUCCUUUGAUGAAUAAUCCAAGCCUUGAUUUGACUUGGAGGACACUUCUGUUUGAAGUAGUUGUCAACUUGGACCUCAAUCUCGAGCCGAACGACGUCAAAACCCAAACUCCAGUAUGCACGGGGCCUGAUGAUCGCGUUGUGUUCUCAGAUAGGCCGGGGUCUUCUCCAAUAUUAGUUGCUGCGAUUCGCCCACACUAUGUUGUCAUUCGCGCGGACAAAGCUCACGGGAGUUUCCCUCGCGAUCGCUUCAAAUUACAGCCAAUGGAGUAUAUUCGAGUUGAGAGAAAGAUAACUGAAGAUUCUAGUUUCGGACAUGAAUGCAAGGUGCUACAAGUUGGUGGCUUCAAGGCUGUUCUUACCACACCGAGCAAUGGAACCUUACCCAGGAGCCUAGCAUUUGCAUUCCUUACAAAGCGGUCUCACAGAUGGCCAAUCCGAUUCCCAAGUAGCCCUAGCAACACCAAUGGUUUCCUGGACGGGUCAGGCUACUUCAAGGACGUUCAAGGUGACGAGAAGCCUUUGGCAGAAUUCGUCGAAACAAAUGACAAAGUGAAAAUCAAAUCAGAAACAAUAGAGCUAGGACGAUUAAGUCUAAGUCGUAAACUAUCCUGCGAGGACGCCAUCGCGGGGCUUUUCGCCAGAGCUGACACUUUUGCUCGAGCCCACCACCUUUUAUCGCUUAACAAUAAUGGAGAGGACGAUCAUUUGCCCUAUUCGAUGGAAUUUGAGAUCGGCGAGGAAGUCGAUGGAAAGAGAAUCAAACUCCUUUCUGGCAAUACGCAUGUUCAACUGUCCUGCUCUCAUAACCUCUCGCUAAGAUAA
Messenger RNA from Fusarium graminearum PH-1, 2076 nucleotides. RefSeq lists its product as uncharacterized. The transcript has 6 exons. NCBI's taxonomy places the organism in Eukaryota, Fungi, Ascomycota, Sordariomycetes, Hypocreales, Nectriaceae. Gene Ontology annotation, biological process: proteolysis. The record is from RefSeq and is a predicted model, not a curated record. Bases 1 to 2076 code for a protein of 691 amino acids. Gene Ontology annotation, molecular function: cysteine-type endopeptidase activity.